AUGACACAACCAAAACCUUCAGAUAAUAAUGAUAAUAAUAACACUAGUAGUGGUGAUGUUCAAAUCAAUUCUUCGAUAACACAAAAUCUUACUACAGAUUUUGAUAUAAAUGAUAAUUUAUACUUAUCAGCACCGGAAGAAGAACAAUUAUCAGAUCAAAAGUGUGACUACUUGUCUGCACAUUUUUCCGAUCAUCAUGAUUCAACGUCUCAAAUGAAAUCAAUUCAUGAACAACCACCAUCUGUUGCCUCUCCUUUGUCAUCAUCCUCACCGCUACCGACACUUGAACGUCAGCUGAGUAAACAAUGUGUAAGAGAGAGGAAAUCAGAUAUAGAUACUAAUAAAAAUGCAUCAUCACCUAUUCAUUUCGGAUCAUCAUUCAGUAGUACUACUACUAGUAGUAGUAGUAGUAGUAGUUCAUCCACAUUGGUUAAUAACAAUCAACUACAUUGUAUACCUACAAAUGUUCUACAUUCAACUACUGUGACAACAAAUGUUACAACUAUCACAUCGGUUCGACGUCCUCGUCAUAAACCUGCGGAACGACGUGAAUUAUUGGAAUUGGCUGUAAAUGAUGUAUUAGGUUCUCAAAUAUCAAUGCGACGUGCUGCACAAAAAUAUAAUUUAGCUAAAUCAUCUUUGUGUGAUUAUGUUCGUAAAAAUGGAAUUAUCUUGCCAAAUUUACGUUUUAAAUCUUAUCAAACUAUUCCCAGAUCAACAACCUCUGAUUUGAGCGGUGUAUCAAACAGAAAAGUUACUUUAUCAACAAAUACAAAUCGGCAAACUUCAGUAUCAUGUAAACGCAGCGGUUCACCAAUAACAGCUGAUGAUAAUUGUAUAUCAUCUAUACGACCUUUACCAACAAAAUUAUCCUGUGGUGUUACUCGUAAAGUGAAUAUUACUGGAGCAAAAAACAUCGAUAAUAAUAAUAAUAAUAAUAAACAGCACUCGAAAAUAUCUACACGGCCAAUAAUUCAAAUGAACAAUUUAUCCAGUGGACUGGAUAAUGACAUAGCUGUUUCAUUAGUUAGUAGUACUUGUGACUUAAAUUGUAUACGUCCACUUUUAUCAUCUGACAGGACUGGUAUUGAUUCUUGUCCAAGUGAAAUUUGUUUGCCGAAUCAACAUGAGAAGACAAGUAAUCAAAGCAAUAUGUUUAAUAUGUCCAAUCUAACUAAAUGUUUCACUAAUGUUAUCUCUUGUAAAUCAAGUCGUGUUGAAAGUCCUUGGUAUAAUGCUGCUGGAUUGCCUACUCAAGUGCCUAUGCGUUCAUGGACAGGUGGUACUACUACUAAUCUAUUCAGUGGAUCAUUACAAAAUACCAAUCAACUACAACAACAAGAGCAACAAAUAAAAACACUAAGAAGUACACCAUCAUUGGUUGCAUCCAACAAUUCACCACUAUUCAACAACAGCAACAGUCAUCAUCAUUUAUCAUUCGAUAAUAAUGUAGACGAUUCUUCAAGUAAUAAUCAUUGGAGUUUUAAUAAAAUCAAAACAAAUCAUUCAUCUUCCCAAUUGAUAAAUGCCCCAUUUUCGCUAGCAAAUAAUUACUUGAAAGCUUUAACUGAACAUUCAAGUGAUUCACAUUCAUCAAACUAUUCAUCAUUACCUAGUGAAAUUAAAACACUUGAUGAUGAUGAAUUAAGUAGUCGAAAAAAUUUUUUAUUAUCUGGUAAUUGUUGCUGUUCAACUAAUUCAUCAAAUAGUUUAAAUAUUGGUACAAAUUUUCCAAUUGAUUCUCCUAUUUCUCAAUUAUCAUUGGAUUAUGAUCGUCGUAUUAGUUUAAACGAAGAAUCUACCAGACCGUGGAUUUUUAAUCAUUCACAUCGAACUAUUAACGGUUUAUCAGAUACGGAACAGUCAAGAUCAAUUCUUGACAGUACACAAUCACUUCGUAGUACAUACGAAUCAUCCUCGUCUACAGGUGUGUCAUAUUCACCGCCCACCAGUAGUGUUCCUUUAGAUUCAUUAUCUAGUUCAAGAUAUUUAACUACUCCAUUUAAUUUGCCUUUAUCGAAUUGUCAAAUUUUUCCAGACGACAUUGUGAAACUCCCUUCCAGAACUACUAUUAACCAAUCUAGUUCAGAUAAUUUUGAUCCUAUUGGUUUACACUCUGAAUCCGAGUGUAAUAACAAUAAUACUGAUAGCGUUACUACAGAUCAUUUUGUAUCGAAUUUUUCUUCCUCUACGACUACUACUACCACUACUACUACUACUUCUACUACUACACCAUCUACAUUGUGUUCAUUUCUUGGCCUUAAUUCUAUCAAUCAUAUUAAUUCGCAUUUUUGUCAACCUUCGGCUUCAGUAUUUCAAUCCAAUUUAUUACCUGUUAAUCAAGCCGCUGUAGCUGCCUUACUAUUGCAAUACUCACGAGCUGCAGCAGCUGCCUAUUCCACAACUCAAACACUACCUAUCAAUUCGUCUACUAUUCCAAAUUAUACACAUUGUCCUGUGAUUACUUCACCGCAAACCUCUUCACAACUUCAUCAACCUCAACAACAUCAUCCAAUUGAUAUUUUACAAAAUUCACCUGAUUAUUCAAAUCAACUACCGAAAUCAUUUACACCAACCAGCCAAUCUAUCCCGUCAAUAGCAGCGGCAGCAGCAGCUCAUUUACCUUUUUCAUCAAAAAAUCAUCAUUACAUUAAUUCGGAACUUGUAAAUUCAUUGAAUUUUUGUGAUCAACAAAUUAAUUUAUUAAAACAACUACCAAAAUAUCUUAUUGAAUCUAUUACUGGAACAACAGCAGCCACAGCCGCCGCCGCAACAGCUGCAUCAUCAUCAGCGUCGGCAUCGCCACCACCGCCUCCACCACUGUCACAAUCACUGCUGCCACCAACGGAACUAGUGAUCCCACCGUAUUUAACAAAUCAAUCUGCUGCUUAUUCGUUGCGACAAUUAGCAACUACUUUAUUCUGGAGUUCACUUAGUUCUAAAGCUAUUGACUUACUGUCAACAUUUGGACCGAAUCUAUUACAACAACACUAUCAACAGCAGCAACAACAACAACAGCAACAGCGGACAAAUUCGUUCAAUUUUUUUAAUUAUCCAUUUAUUCCUACUAAUUCUACUGUUACAUCUACUGCCACUGCCACAUUGACGUCGACAUCAACGCCGACGCCGACGACGCCGACAACCACAACAACUACGACAACGACAGCAACAGCAACUGUAACUCCAACGUCAAUUCCUGUAACAAAAACUGAAUUGACCAAUUUCCCAGUAAAUCUUAUCAAUACAAAUACAAACAAUACUGAUCAAUUGGUGAAUUGUCAUCGAAAUACUACAGAAUCUAUUCGACUUGUGAUUGAUCAAUCUAUUUCAUCAUCAUUAUCACCAGUAGUUAAUAAUUUUGAUUUAUUAAAAAAUCAUUUAUUUCCAAUGUAUUCAUCACAUGCUAACAUGUCACAUCAUGUACAAGGUUUGAUUAAUUUUAUUAAUAAAUCACCAACACCAUUUCAUGCUGUUCAAUCAGUCAAAAACAUUUUGGAUAAUCAUGGUUUUCGUGAAUUACUUGAAGAAGAUACUUGGAGUUUACGACCUUUAGACAAAGUAUAUAUAACAAAAAAUGAAUCAACAAUCAUUGCAGCCGCCGUCGGUGGUCGAUUUCAAUCGGGCAAUGGUUUCACUUUACUUGGAGCUCAUACAGACAGUCCAUGUUUACGUUUAAAACCAAAUUCGGAACGUUUAAAAGAAGGUUAUAUACAAUUGGGUGUGGAAACUUACGGUGGUGGUCUUUGGUAUACAUGGUUUGAUAGAGAUUUAAAGUUGGCUGGUCGUGUUAUUAUUCGUAAUGCUGAGGGGUGUUUAGAACAACGUUUAGUGCAUAUCAAUAGCCCCAUAGCUUGUGUACCCAGUUUAGCAAUACAUCUUAAUCAAGAAGUGAAAACUCAAGGUUUUCAUCCAAACUCUGAACGACAUCUAUCACCGAUCUUGUGUACUAGUUUAAUGGAACAACUUCAUAAUCCAUCCAUUCCAAAUGUCAAUACUGCUACUAGUACUAAUACUACUACUAAUACUACUGUUAAUACUACUACUAAUACCACUACUACUGGCUGUGUAAAUGAUUCCACUAAUCCAUGCUUUAAUCAUAAUAAUGGAUGUCCUAUAUCAUUGUCAACUACACAUCGUCAUCCGCCUGGUUUAUUACGUUUAUUAAGUGAAGAGAUUGGUGUUAGUCAAGAACAGAUUAUUGAAUUAGAAUUGUGUUUUGCCGAUGCACAACCAGCGACUAUUGGUGGUUUAUACAAAGAAUUUAUACAUGCACCACGAUUGGAUAAUUUAUUCAAUUCAUACGCCGGUUUACAUGGUUUCAUUGAAUCGUUGCCAAAUUUACCAGCGGAAUCUAAUCUACGCUUACUAUGUUUAUAUGAUCAUGAAGAAGUUGGCUCAACAUCAACACAUGGUGCAAAUUCAAGUUAUACAUUGUCAAUUAUCCGACGUCUUAAUAAAGCAUUCAAUGAAAUGAUGAUGAGUAGUAGUAGUAGUAGUGAUUCACCGGAAUUAUUGACGACAGCCUUGAACACCACGACGACCACCACCAGUAACGAUCAUUCAUCAUGUGUAAAAUGUCAUUUAGAUUUAAAUUUUGAAAAAUCCUUAGCUAAAUCAUUUCUAUUAUCAGCUGAUCAAGCGCACGCUAUUCAUCCAGCAUGGAAUGAACGUUAUGAAUGUUAUCAUAAACCACAAUUACAUCAUGGUCUUGUAUUAAAAUAUAAUGUGACACAACGUUAUGCAACGAAUGGUAUUACAGCGGCGGUGGUUCGUCAAAUUGCUCAAUUGUCUAAUGUUCCUGUGCAGGAAUUUGUUGUAAGACAAGAUAUGCAUUGUGGUUCCACUAUAGGACCAUUAUUAUCAUCUCAAUUAGGUGUACCUACAGUGGAUGUAGGAUUUCCUCAGCUAGCUAUGCAUUCAUGUAGAGAAUUAUGCUGUUCAUCAAGUGUUGAACAAGCUGUACGUUUUUAUGCAUCCUAUUAUGAACAUUUAUCAAAAAUUUGGUAUAAUCCAUCAUCAUUAUCGUCUUGUAAUCGAUUGAAACAAUCACAGCAACAGCAACAUCAACAACCUCAACAACAUCAACACCAAGAAAUUCCUAUGGAUAGUUAAUAAUUGAUGAUGAUGAUGAUGAUGAUGAAGUGAAUUGAGCUGCUAUUUUUUCUUAAAAAAAAAAAUAAGCAAACAGAACCUAAGAGAUGUUUGUCUUUACUUGUCUUUGCAAAUAAAAAUCCAUUUCUUUCUCUUUUAAAAAAUAAACGCACAGCUAUAUAUCAAUUCAUAUGUCUAACUAUACUUAUCGUCCUUUUUUUUUUAUACAAACUGUCUGUCUUUUUUUCUUUUUUGUUGAUAAAUUGAAAAAAAAGAUUUUUUUAAUAUUUUGUCUUGGUUUUUCUCAUCUUUCUUUUUUUUGUCACCUUUAUUCCUACUACCUACAAGUUGUAAUUUUUUUUUUUUUGGGGGGGGGGUCAUCUUGUUUAUACUGUGUACUUGUUUAUUAAGCUUCUCGAUGGUUUGAUAUAGAGUUUUCAUUUUUCACUGGGUAUUAUUUCUUUUUAUCGCAUUCAUUCAAACUUUAUGAAGGUUAAUUGAAAUAGACCUUGAAUAAUGACUUAUUUACUUACAUACAUGUUUUAAUGUGUGCAGUAUGGCGACAUCUGAUAUGACACACAUACGAAAUGGCUCCUUUUUUUGAGAAUGCAAUAGGCGAAUAAUAUAUAUAUAUAUACAUGAAUACUCACUCAUUUAUAUGUGUACACAUUCACUCAUUCAUUCAUUCAUUGCCCUUAGGAAAUAAAUCCAUUUAUUGACCAAUCAUAUGCAUUCGUCCAUUCGGACAUUUCCAAUUGGUCGCCGAGUGACCUUGCCAUUCCACUACUUCUGAUUGGCCUUUCUAUACAUGACUAAAAUUUGUUUUACGUAUUGUCUGUUUUUUCUUGUUUGUUUUUUAUCGUUCUCAUUUAAGAGUUUUCAAUUUGUUAAUUCACUACUAACUGGUAUGGAUAUAUAUAUGCAUGCACACAAGAUAUUGACAUUUACUUUGAGAAAAAAUUUUCCCAAAUAUGUAUUUUUUUGUUUUAAAAUAACAAAUUUGGAACAUUGUGUUCAAUAAUAGUUCAUCAUUUCAAUUGUCUUCAUUUAUCUGUAUUGAAUAUUAUUUAUUUGCUUGCUAGGUUCAACAUUCUGUGUACA
Messenger RNA from Schistosoma turkestanicum, 6192 nucleotides. NCBI's taxonomy places the organism in Eukaryota, Metazoa, Platyhelminthes, Trematoda, Strigeidida, Schistosomatidae. The record is from the annotation of a GenBank genome assembly.